CGACAGACGUCGCUAGCACGCUUUAUUUCCACACAACAAAACAUCAGCUCUAUUUCCUGUUCUGCGCAGUGGCGUGGAAACAAUAAUGGCGGUGACUGAUAAAUCUACGAAAGAGCGAUUAUUAUCGGUACUGGACGAUUUAGAAGUGUUAUCCAGGGAAUUGAUAGAGAUGCUUGCACUGUCAAGGAGCCAAAAACUCCCCCAAGGAGGCGAGGACACCCAGAUCCUGGAGCUGCUGGUGCAGCGAGACAGAGAGUUCCAGGAGCUGAUGAGGGUGGCACAGGAGCAGGGCAAGGUGCACCAAGAGAUGCAGGUCCUGGAGAAGGAGGUGGAGAAGAGAGACUGCGACAUCCAGCAGCUCCAGAAACAGCUGAAGGAGGCUGAACAUAUACUGGCGACUGCUGUAUACCAAGCAAAGGAGAAGCUAAAAUCUAUUGAUAAGGCCAGAAAAGGGAGCAUCUCCUCAGAAGAGAUCAUCAAAUAUGCCCACAGGAUUAGUGCCAGCAAUGCAGUGUGUGCCCCUCUCAACUGGGUACCAGGUGAUCCACGUAGACCUUACCCGACUGACCUGGAGAUGCGCAGUGGAAUGUUGGGUCACAUGAGCAAUCUGCCAACUAAUGGCGUGAACGGACACCUCCCUGGAGAUGCACUGGCUGCUGGGAGAUUGCCGGAUGUGCUUACACCCCAGUACCCCUGGCAAUCGUCCGACGUCUCAGUGGGUAUGCUCCCCCCGCACCAUGGCAACGACUUUGGGCUGGAGCCCCCCGGCCACAACAAAGAGAACGAGGAUGACGUGGAAGCUAUGUCUACAGACUCAUCCAGCAGCAGCAGCGACUCGGACUGACUGGCUGAGUGUGUGUGUCUGUCUGUCCAUCCGUCAAUCAGCCCGCCCACCUGUGUGUAUAUAUCUGAAUCAUCAGCUGACUGUGUGUUGGGAAUUGGACACUCCCAGUACCUCGUAGAGCCAGCUAUCCAUCACACUCAUAACCUAUACGAAAAGCUAGAGUUUGAGCACUCUGACCCUCUCUUUUCCCAGCUUGUUGAUGAAACAUUUGUACUAAAUUAUGUCAUCCCCAAUGUAAUACACUAUAUAUACUUUUGAAUGUGGACACCCCUUCAAAUUAGUGGAUUUGGUUAUUUCAGCCACACCCUUUGCUGACAGGUGUAUACAAUCGAGCACACAGCUAUGCAAUCUCCAUUGAUGAACUUUGUCAGUAGAAGGGCCUUACUAAAGAGCUUAGUGACGUUCAACGUGGCAACAUAGGAUGCCACCUUUCCAACAAGUCAAUUCGUCAAAUUUCUACCCUGCUAGAGCUGCCCCUGUCAACAGUGCUGUUCUCUGGAGUGAUGUGUCAUGCUGUGCCAUCUGGCAGGCCGACGGACGGAUCUGGAUUUGGCGGAUGCCAGGAGAACGCUACCUGCCCGACUGAAUAGUGCCAACUGUACAGUUUGGUGGAGGAGGAAUAAUGGUCUGAGGCUGUUUUUCAUGGUUCGGGCUAGGCCCCUUAGUUCCAGUGAAGGGAAAUCUUAACUCUACAAGAUACAAUGACAUUCUAGACGAUUCUGUGCUUCCAACCUUGUGGCAACAGUUUGAGGAAGGCCCUUUCUUGUUUCAGCAUGACAAUGCCCCCAUGUACAAAGCGAGGUCCAUAAAGAAAUGGUCUGUCGAGAUCGGUGUGGAAGAACUUGACUGAUCUGCACAGAGCCCUAAUCUCAACCUCAUCGAACACAUUUGGAUACGCUGAUUCAGUUCAGGGAAAUGUCUGAUACUACGUAACUCUGAUGGUGAUAACAAUGGCGUAUUCCUUUCAUUGUCUAUCUGGCUCCCCAUCAUUUGUUUAUUUAGUUUUUUUUAGAGACUGACAAUGGGGAAUAGUGUUGAAAAGUACAUGUACCCUUGAAGGGAAUAUAAAUGUAUUUGUUUUGAAAGAAUGUGUUGCAGAUUUAAACCCAAGUGCUCCUUAACGUCUCUGCUAUUGGUUAAAACAUCUCUCCAGGAGUAGACUUUUAAUUUCUUCUGCUUGCCUAGUCCACACUUGCCGGCCAAGGUUCAUCAAGCACACCAUAUAUUCUUUAUAUAGAAAGUCAUUUUUGUUUUGUUUGACUGAUGAGUGUUUGCUCCAUGUGUAAAUAGGUCUGUAUAUACAGUAGGUUUUUCCAAACCGUAUAAAUAAAUACCACUUUUGAGUAAA
This is a messenger RNA of Oncorhynchus mykiss (rainbow trout), 2192 nucleotides long. RefSeq names its product mediator of RNA polymerase II transcription subunit 4. Gene Ontology annotation, molecular function: transcription coregulator activity. Lineage: Eukaryota; Metazoa; Chordata; Actinopteri; Salmoniformes; Salmonidae. Gene Ontology annotation, biological process: regulation of transcription by RNA polymerase II. Gene Ontology annotation, cellular component: mediator complex; core mediator complex. The record is from RefSeq and is a predicted model, not a curated record.